This is a messenger RNA of Neogale vison (American mink), 2408 nucleotides long. RefSeq names its product AKT serine/threonine kinase 1 (gene AKT1). The transcript is spliced from 14 exons. Gene Ontology annotation, molecular function: ATP binding; protein serine/threonine kinase activity. Bases 210 to 1652 code for a protein of 480 amino acids. Lineage: Eukaryota; Metazoa; Chordata; Mammalia; Carnivora; Mustelidae. Gene Ontology annotation, biological process: protein phosphorylation. The record is from RefSeq and is a predicted model, not a curated record.
CCCGCCCGCCGCGGCCUCCAGCCCGGCCCCGCCCGGAGGGCGCGCGGGGAUGCCGAGCGGAGGGCGCCGGAGGCCGCGGCCCGGCUAGGCCCGCGCUCGGCCCGGACGCGGCGCCCGACGCUGGGUACAUCGGCUGGGCUCAGGGCGACCCUGCCGAGAGGGGACCGUGAGUGGCACUGGGGGUGCCCCAGCUCCUGGAACUGGGCGCCAUGAACGACGUGGCCAUCGUGAAGGAGGGCUGGCUGCACAAGAGAGGGGAGUACAUCAAAACCUGGCGGCCGAGGUACUUCCUGCUCAAGAACGACGGCACCUUCAUCGGCUACAAGGAGCGGCCCCAGGAUGUGGAGCAGCGGGAGUCCCCUCUGAACAACUUCUCCGUGGCUCAAUGCCAGCUGAUGAAGACGGAGCGGCCCCGGCCCAACACUUUCAUCAUCCGCUGCCUGCAGUGGACCACGGUGAUCGAGCGGACCUUCCACGUGGAGACCCCUGAGGAGCGGGAGGAGUGGACGACCGCCAUCCAGACGGUGGCCGAUGGGCUCAAGAGGCAGGAGGAGGAGAUGAUGGACUUCAGGUCGGGCUCGCCCAGUGACAACUCGGGGGCCGAGGAGAUGGAGGUGUCCCUGGCCAAGCCCAAGCACCGUGUGACCAUGAAUGAGUUUGAGUACCUGAAGCUGCUGGGGAAGGGCACGUUCGGGAAGGUGAUCCUGGUGAAGGAGAAGGCCACGGGCCGCUACUAUGCCAUGAAAAUCCUGAAGAAGGAGGUCAUCGUGGCUAAGGACGAGGUCGCCCACACGCUCACGGAGAACCGUGUUCUCCAGAACUCGAGGCAUCCGUUCCUGACAGCCCUGAAGUACUCCUUCCAGACCCACGACCGCCUCUGCUUCGUCAUGGAGUACGCCAACGGGGGCGAGCUCUUCUUCCACCUGUCCCGGGAGCGCGUGUUCCCCGAGGACCGGGCCCGCUUCUACGGCGCCGAGAUCGUGUCCGCCCUGCACUACCUGCACUCAGAGAAGAACGUCGUCUACCGCGACCUCAAGCUGGAGAACCUCAUGCUGGACAAGGACGGGCACAUUAAGAUCACCGACUUCGGCCUGUGCAAGGAGGGCAUCAAGGACGGGGCCACCAUGAAGACCUUCUGCGGGACGCCCGAGUACCUGGCCCCCGAGGUGCUGGAGGACAACGACUACGGCCGGGCGGUCGACUGGUGGGGGCUGGGCGUGGUCAUGUAUGAGAUGCUGUGCGGCCGCCUGCCCUUCUACAACCAGGACCACGAGAAGCUCUUCGAGCUCAUCCUCAUGGAGGAGCUCCGCUUCCCGCGCACGCUCAGCCCCGAGGCCAAGUCCCUGCUGUCGGGGCUGCUCCGGAAGGACCCGAAGCAGAGGCUUGGAGGGGGCCCGGAGGACGCCAAGGAGAUCAUGCAGCACCGUUUCUUCGCUAGCAUCGUGUGGCAGGACGUGUAUGAGAAGAAGCUCAGUCCGCCCUUCAAGCCCCAGGUCACGUCGGAGACGGACACCCGGUACUUUGACGAGGAGUUCACGGCGCAGAUGAUCACCAUCACGCCACCCGACCAAGGUGACACCAUGGAGGGCGAGGACAGCGAGCGGAGGCCCCACUUCCCACAGUUCUCCUACUCGGCCAGCGGCACGGCCUGAGGGAGGCCAGCUGGCUGCCCUGCUCCUGGCGGCUGCAGGGGACGGGGAGGAAGCCUCGCAGGACUGUGUGUGUUUGGGGUGAUUUCUGGGUGUGGGAGGAACCACGCCCUCCUCCCGGCGGGGAUGGAAGAUGCUUCAUGCUGUGGGCGGGCGGCCGGCCUCCGAGGAAAGACGUCCUGCGGGGUUUUUAAUUUAUUUCAUCUCCGUCUCCAGACACGGCCUUGGCCUUCAGAACGAUUGGGGUCACGUAGGAAAUGGUCAAGGACCUUAUGCAGCCACGUGCAGGUGGGGGUCUGGGUGCCCUGCCUAUGGCCCCUGCAUCCCUCCCGCCAGCUGUCUCGGCCCGGCCCGGGGCACCAGCAGCAGCUGGUUGUGGCGCGCGGGCCUGGUCCCUUCCCUGGGGCAGGCCAGGCCGGGCUCGCCCGGAGGCAGAGGAACGAGGUUGCAGCCCGUUGCUGUGUAUUAUGCUAUUCACUUGUAUUUUGGGGUUUUUAAUCACAGUGGCCAGAAAGCCCCUCCCACACUUUGGUCCCUUCGGGGCUGUGUCACUGGGACAGUGUCCCCAGGUAGCACCCGUCCUUCGGCGCAGCUUCACUGGCCCGCUGUGCGCCCAGCGCCCCUGGGGAGGGGCCGCGGCACACCUUCCGCGCCUCGAGGCUAGACGCCAUGCCACCAGGGCGCUUUUUACAUUCGACUUUACUAUUUUUACUAUCACAAGACUUUCCCCCCAGACUCCUCAAUAAACACUGCUUUUCA